Molecule: messenger RNA, 3007 nt
Organism: Pieris napi
Lineage: Eukaryota; Metazoa; Arthropoda; Insecta; Lepidoptera; Pieridae
Product: protein groucho-like
Exons: 17
Coding region: 397-2499 (700 amino acids)
Biological process (GO): regulation of DNA-templated transcription; negative regulation of canonical Wnt signaling pathway
Cellular component (GO): transcription regulator complex; nucleus
Molecular function (GO): transcription corepressor activity; protein binding
Source: RefSeq, a predicted model, not a curated record
CGUUUGUGAAUGAUGCAUGAGUGACAGUUAAAAAAUUGCGGCGUGGAUUUAUGGAGGAGUAAUUUAUCAGCUAUUUUCCAAAUAUUCUUGUUAAAUAUUAGCCCCGGUAAUAUGAAUUCACGCAAUUUUAUCGAUUAAAUUGUGUGUAAUAUUAUAAAGCAAGUGCUUAGCCGAGAUUUGGUAAUUCACAAAUGUUGAGAUAAUGAUUUUUAUUGUGAAAGUUUUUAUUAAAAGUUUGUGCAUAUCAUUGUGCUUAGUGUGUUCUUACGGAAAACUGUUUAAUGUGUUAUAGCAUAGGUUAAGGGAAAUGACGCUGAUCCCACAGUUUGCACAGUGUGUUACGAGUUAAGACAUUAAAUUAUAUGUGUAUAUUAAUUGCGUGUUUUUGAUAUUAACAUGUAUCCAACACCUGCGCGGCAUCAGGCCGCUGCUGUUCGGGGCCCACAGCCAUCAGCCGGACAAUUAAAGUUUACAAUAGCAGAUACUUUAGAAAGAAUAAAAGAGGAAUUUAAUUUUUUACAAGCACAAUAUCAUACGUUAAAAUUAGAAUGUGAAAAACUAGCUAGUGAAAAAACUGAGAUGCAAAGGCAUUAUGUAAUGUAUUAUGAGAUGUCCUACGGCCUUAAUGUUGAAAUGCACAAGCAAACAGAGAUAGCAAAGAGGUUGAGCGCAAUAAUAGGACAGGUACUGCCGUUUCUCGCACAAGAACACCAGCAGCAAGUUGCCUCCGCCGUUGAGAGAGCUAAGCAGGUCACUAUGUCUGAACUUAAUGCUAUUAUAGGGCAACAACAACAGCAGGGAUUGCAGCAACUGCUUCAACAGAUCCACGCCUCAGCGUCACUACCACAUGGUGUUGGGGGCGCCGGUGCGUUGUUAGGCGCUGGGGGCCUUCUAUUUCCCGGUGCUGGUCCACCAACAGCGCCACAUUUACCGCCGCCCGCGCAUAAGGUGGAGCUACCACCGCCUUCGGACAUAAAGCCUCCAUUAUCAGGUCCAGCUCCUCCCCCUUUAUUACCGGGACAACCCCCACCUAGGGAUGACGACCGGCUUGCUUCAAGAGCUAUGGCUCAACAGCGUCAUUCCGUAUCACCUCACGAACGCGAACAUAAAUAUCGGCCGCGGUCACCAGCUGAGCCGGAACCACUCGACGCCAAACGACGCAAAGAAGACAAGGUACCUGUCUCUGUGUCUAGUGAUAGUGAUGCUGAGAAAAGCGAUCAGGACUUAGUUGUAGAUGUAGCUAAUGAGGAAGAAAGGGGGUCACCAAGUGUAAGACCUCAGGAUGGGGAGAGAACGGAAAAUGGUCCUCGACCACCUUCGAGAUCGGGGUCUUCUUCUAGCAGAUCUACACCUAAGAGUUCUAAAGAUGAGAAACCAGGAACGCCCGGUGCUAAAGGACGCGCUCCAACCCCAACGGGAAGGUACGCGUUUCCACCAUAUGCCGCGUAUAGAACGCCCUUACCCUACGAUGGCCACAGGACGAAUGGGAUGCCACCUGCCAAACCUGCAUACUCCUACCACACAUGCGGCGGUCCGCUCCAACCAGUGCCUUUUCCCGCGGACGCCCUCGUAGGACCGGGGAUUCCCCGUGGUGCUAGACAGGUGGCAGCAUUACCCCACGGCGAAGUCGUGUGUGCGGUGGCCCUAUCUCUAAGCAGUGGUGCGAGGCAUGCGUACACUGGCGGUAAAGGUUGUGUCAAACUAUGGGAUAUCACCAGCCCCGGUUCGCCUAAUACGUUGGAGCCGCUAUCGCAGUUGGACUGUUUGCAAAGAGAUAAUUACAUCAGAUCCGUGAAACUCCUACCAGAUGGCAGGACAUUGCUGGUCGGAGGAGAGGCCUCCAAUCUCUCCAUCUGGGAUUUGUCUUCUCCUACACCUCGAAUGAGAGCAGAACUCACUUCUUCAGCCCCGGCCUGCUAUGCUCUAGCAAUAAGUCCUGAUUCUAAGGUGUGCUUCAGCUGUUGCUCCGAUGGCAAUAUCGCAGUCUGGGAUCUUCAUAAUCAAACAUUAGUUAGGCAAUUCCAAGGUCACACGGACGGCGCAUCUUGUAUAGACAUAAGUCCGGACGGAACCCGACUAUGGACGGGUGGGUUAGACAAUACGGUGCGUUCCUGGGACUUGAGGGAGGGAAGGCAAUUGCACCAGCACGACUUCUCAAGUCAGAUCUUCUCGUUGGGAUACUGUCCUACAGGUUCCUGGCUGGCCGUGGGCAUGGAGAACUCCCACGUGGAAGUAUUACACGCGGGCAAACCCGAUAGAUAUCAACUAGUGUUACACGAGUCUUGUGUCCUCUCACUAAGGUUCGCGGCGAGUGGCAAAUGGUUCGUGUCAACGGGGAAAGAUAAUCUACUCAACGCCUGGAGGACGCCGUAUGGCGCUAGUAUAUUCCAGUCAAAGGAAUCCUCGUCAGUGCUUAGUUGUGACGUUUCAUCAGACGAUAAGUUCAUUGUGACGGGCUCUGGAGAUAAAAAAGCGACAGUUUACGAAGUUAUGUACUGAUGUUCGGUUUAGUUAAGAAAAAGCACAAGUUUUUCACGAAAUUAUAUAUUAUAUGACUAUGGUUACCUGUGUGAAUUGAUAGGCUUCGGUUUCUGGUUAAUUAGAGCCUAUCAAGCUUACCCUACACAAAAAAGGAGGAUAUUAGUUUACUGCCAAAUGACAAAACACGUUUUAAUGACCAAUGAAAAACCUUAGUAUAGCAGGGUUUUAGCAUUUAGUUUUCGGUUUUAGUAGAAAUGACUAGAUUUCUUUGAAGCGUCCAUUAGUUUUUAGUAAAUGGUACAAUAUCAGUCAAUGUUUUUUUAAGUUUUAAAUAUAUUAUUUAGAAAUUGAAUUGCACACAGACGUACCAGUACUAUGUAAAUUCUAAAAAGUAUUGUACGUUAUUGUAUGCAAUCCGUACACUUGGGUAUACGUUAAAACAGGAGUGGGGAUCGCAAUUAUUGUAUGUUUUUCGUUUAGCAACAAUGGGAUUUUAAUGAAAAUUAAAUAAAUAAUUUUAACCUUU